Messenger RNA from Thamnophis sirtalis, 1600 nucleotides. The record is from RefSeq and is a predicted model, not a curated record. Lineage: Eukaryota; Metazoa; Chordata; Lepidosauria; Squamata; Natricidae.
CCGCCCCCACAAAUCUUGCCGGGGAAACGAGGAGCAAUUGGGGAGAAGGAGAGACGAAGAGGAGGAAGACGAGGACGCUUCGGCCCUCCAUCCGAUAAUUGUCCUCCCCAAGGAUCAGAAGCUGGUCUCGGGGAAAAGCCAGCCCAGCAGUCCUUCCCGCCCCAGGGAUAUGCCAACGGGCACCAUGAGAGACAGCCGGCAGGGCGGAAAGUGGAGAGGACGAUGGGGCAAGAAGAUCUUGGAAUCAUGAAGGAGCGUCCUCCAAGUGCCUACGUCCAGCCCACGUCCCCUGCUGUCAAUUCAUCAAUCAGCAGCUCCCCGGAUUGUCUUCCCUGGUGGACUCCAGAACCUGCCAGAUGGAGGAGGAAGGAAGAUGAGCUCGGCCAAGUCCAGAGUCCUUUGCAAAACCUCGGGAAGGGGUUCAAGGAGACCCCAUUGAGUUCCCCCAGCCAGGCUUCUUCACCGGCCCUCAGCAGCUCUCCAAAUGGUCUCCAAAGAUGGACGUCGGGGCCAACGCAGCGGGCAAGGAGAGAGGAAGGACUCAGUCAGAGCAGCAACCCCUUGCAAGGCCUGGAGAAGUGCUUGAAGGACAUCCAGAACCAGCGAUGGUCCCCGGCCGUCACUUCCUCCAUCCAUAGCUCACCGGACAGACUCCGCCAGUGGACACCAGAGCCAGCGCCAUGGGCCAGGAGGGAGGGAGGAGGAAGCCCCCCGAGGGUCCCACCACUUCAGGGCCUGGAAAAUUGCCUGAAAGAGAUUGCCCCCAGCAGAGACUUCCUUGUGGCCUCCAGUCCUGCAGGACGCAGCUUCUGCACUCCAAAGCGGCCAGGAAUGGAGGAGGCUCACUCACCAAGGCCUUGGGCUGCAGGGAGCCUCCCUCCACCAUGUGCCUCUGAUUUGGAAGUGGCUGCUGAAAAUUCUCCCCUCCACCGGCUGAUGAACUGCCUGAAGGAAAUCCCAAUACAACGGCCAAGUUAUCUCAACCCACCAAGCGCAUUCUCCUCUUCCACAUCCUCCUCCUCUUCCUCCUCCUCCAGCUGCAGUGAAACCGAAAGGGACCAGCAGAGCCCAGGAAGUUCAACCUGGUGGGAUGGGGGCCAAGGUCGACAUCAGCUGCCAGGAUCCGAGAGGGAUGUUCUUGUAGGACCGAAGGUGAUGUUGGAGGGUAAGAGGAAGUGUCCGCCCGCCCAACUCCCUGUAGAAGAGGAAGAGCAGUUACCUUACACACGAGAGGCCAACUUUGCCGACGGGGGCGGUGAAGCAUCUUCUGCCUCUCUCUGUGGCAACCCGGAGAAUGACGCGAAGGACACUGAAGAUGUCAAGCAGAUGUUUCCCUCCAUCCACCCUCUACGAUGCUCCACAGCUCCGAAGGAUGUGAUGUCCAGAGCAUCUGAAGCAAGGGAAGAUGGGCCACCUUCCACACUUCUUGCCAACAAGGUCUUCACCUGUGAGCAGCAGAAGAGCCCAAGAGAUACAGCACCAGACCAGACCCCAACAUGUUCCAGCCCCCUAAGCCACAAUUCCCAGGAUGGGACACCUGAAGGAAACAUGGACUGGAGUCUGGAAGAAGUCCAGGUCCGGCCACAGCCUGCAGACAAAG